GGUAAAAACGUUUUCAAAACCCUCGCUAGAGCAAACCCCUUUCUUCGCCCAAAGCCGUUCUCUAUUCUCGUUUCUCUUCUAUUUUCUGUUUCUAUAAAUGCAAACCCUAAAAUUUACCUGAUACCCGUUUGUAAGAUCAUUACAUAUUACAAAACCCACUUCUUUGUUCUCUAUCUGUUAUUGAAGAAAAAGGAUCUUUUUUUUUUUUUUUGCUGGAGUUUGUUUCUGAGACAUGGUCGCUCCUGUUAGUACUAGUACUACUGCUACUGGGACUAAUACGACGACGCAUACCCUAUCUGCUACAGUGAGAAAAACCAUACAAUCAAUUAAAGAAAUUGUGGGUAAUUUCUCUGAUGCUGAUAUCUAUAUGGCCCUUAAAGAGACUAAUAUGGAUCCUAAUGAAACUGCACAAAAAUUGCUUAAUCAAGAUCCAUUUCAUGAGGUGAAGAGAAAAAGGGACAAGAAGAAAGAGAGUAUGGCUUACAGGGGUUCUUUGGAUUCAAGGAAAAAUCCUGAGAAUAUGGGUCAAGGAACAAAAUUUCGUACAUUUUCUGAUCGUAAUACUCGACAAGGAGGCUAUAUUCGUGCUGCUGUUCCUGGAAAUGCAGGGAUCAAUAGAGAGUUCCGUGUUGUGAGAGACAACAGAGUCAAUCUAAAUACAACUAGAGAGCCAAAGCCUGCCAUGCAGCAAGGUUCGAUAUCCAGUGAUGAGCUAGGCAUUUCAACUGUUACUGAAAAGGGCAGAUCAUCAGGAAGUUCAGGCAAUGUAAAGCAUUCUGGUGUACGAAGUUCAUCUCAAGCUUCUAAUGGGCCUCCUGAUUCACAAUCUAGACACACCAGAGAUGCCACCUCAAACUUCACUGACAGGAAAGCAAUGACUGAGGAAAAGCGGGCUGUAGUUCCUAGUGCAGCUUCACGGAUACAAGUAAUGAAACCCAGCUCUCAACAUCAUUCUGCAACACUGGCAUCAAGCAAUUCUGUUGUCGGGGUAUAUUCUUCUUCAAUGGAUCCUGUUCAUGUGCCAUCUCCUGAAUCUAGAUCAUCUGCUGCUGUUGGAGCUAUUAAGCGUGAGGUUGGGGUAGUGGGCGGUCGCAGACAAUCUUCUGAAAAUGCGGUAAAAAAUUCGUCUGCAUCUAGUAGUUCCUUCUCAAAUUCGGUUUUGGGAAGGGAUGGUUCAUUGCCGGAAUCAUUUCAACCUUUUCCUACAAUUUCCAAGAACGAUCAAGUUAAUGAACCUGUUGCAACUGAAUCUGCUAUGCCCAGUAUCUCUGUCGGCAGGUCAUUCUUAGGCAAUCAAUAUAGCAGGACACAUCAAACAGCUGUGGGUCAUCAGAAAGCUACUCAACAUAAUAAGGAGUGGAAACCAAAAUCAAGCCAAAAGGCUAGUGUUGGUAGCCCUGGGGUGAUUGGAACACCUACAAAAUCUAGUUCGCCUCCUGCUGGUAAUUCUAAGGACUUGGAAUCAGAUGCAACUGAUAUGCAGGAGAAGCUUUUGAGAGUGAACAUCUACGAAAAUCAGAAUGUGAUCAUAGCCCAACAUAUUCGAGUCCCUGAAACUGAUAGGUGCAGGCUGACCUUUGGCAGUUUUGGGGUGGAGUUUGAUUCUUCCAGGAAUAUGCCAUCUGGAUUUCAAGCAGCUGGAGUUACAAAAGAUUCCAAAGCUGAAUCUGCUGCAAGUUUGUCAGCAUCUGCACCAGAGUCUUCAAGUGAUGAUGCUUCUGGCAACAAGCAGGUGGAGUUACUAGAUGAACAGGUUAGAAAUUCUGGAUCUGAUUCUCCAGCAUCAGGUGCAGUGUCUGAGCAUCAAUCACCUGAUAAGUCUUCAAGUCCUCCGAAUUUGGACAAUUAUGCUGAUAUUGGUUUAGUUCGAGACAGUAGUCCAUUUACUUCUUCAGAGUCACAACAUCAGCAAGAUCCUCCUGAAUUACCAAGUUUUUCGGCAUAUGAUCCCCAGACUGUAUAUGACAUGUCAUAUUUCAGACCUCAAAUUGAUGAAACUGUACGAGGGCAGGGUCUUCAGUCGGCACAGGAGGCCUUAAUCUCACACAGAGUCGACAGUAUGCCAGCUUCGUCAAUACCCAUGGUACAGCAGCAGCAGCAGCCACCUAUCGCCCAGAUGUACCCACAAGUUCAUGUUUCACAUUAUACCAAUCUUAUGCCAUACCGUCAGUUCCUUUCUCCAGUGUAUGUUCCGCAGAUGGCUAUGCCUGGCUAUUCAAGCAACCCUGCUUAUCCGCAUCCGUCAAAUGGAAGCAGUUACUUGCUGAUGCCUGGAGGUAGUUCCCAUCUCAGUGCAAAUGGCCUCAAGUAUGGAAUCCAGCAGUUUAAGCCUGUUCCUGGCAGCAGUCCCACUGGGUUUGGAAAUUUCACUAGUCCAACCGGGUAUGCCAUCAAUGCUCCUGGUGUUGUUGGAAGUGCAACUGGCCUUGAAGAUUCAUCUCGGAUGAAGUACAAAGAUGGGAACCUGUAUGUUCCUAAUCCACAGGCUGAGACAUCUGAAAUUUGGGUUCAGAAUCCAAGAGAGCUUCCAGGCCUGCAAUCUGCCCCCUAUUACAAUAUGCCUGGGCAAUCGCCUCAUGCUGCUUACUUGCCGUCCCAUACUGGUCAUGCUUCCUUCAAUGCAGCUGCAGCACAAUCUUCACAUAUGCAGUUUUCGGGCUUGUACCCUCCCCCUCCUCCAACACCAGCUGCAAUGGCAAAUCCACACCAUUUAGGACCCGUCAUGGGUGGUAAUGUAGGAGUUGGGGUUGCUCCAGCCGCACCUGGGGCACAGGUUGGUGCUUAUCAGCAGCCUCAACUGGGUCAUCUCAACUGGACAACAAACUUCUGAAAAGUAAAUGUCAAUCUAACACCUAUUGCUCGGAAGGGAUUGAAGUAGUUAUAGAAAGUUCAAUUUUCUUUAUGAAAUGAGUAACCCUGAUCUUUUCUAUUGAAUGCAUAUCCAAUGUUCAAUUUUCAAUAUCUUUAUUAGUUGCACUGAGCACCAUCCCAGGAGGCUUACUAUGUGCAAAUCUUUGCAAUUGGCACUGGAUAUAUUUUCUUUUGAAAGGCUUCUGGUGGUAGAGGCCGGGUAUGCAAAAGCACCCUUGUUAAUUUCACCUUGAAUGCAUAUAGCUUUUUGAGAUCA
Ricinus communis (castor bean) is the source of this 3127-nucleotide messenger RNA. RefSeq lists its product as uncharacterized. The transcript is spliced from 9 exons. Gene Ontology annotation, molecular function: protein binding. NCBI's taxonomy places the organism in Eukaryota, Viridiplantae, Streptophyta, Magnoliopsida, Malpighiales, Euphorbiaceae. The record is from RefSeq and is a predicted model, not a curated record. Bases 233 to 2830 code for a protein of 865 amino acids.